UCUCCUUCCUACUCAGAAGUCCACGCACGCGGCACACCCAUGUACCCUUCAUCUCAACCUCAAAGGCCUUCCUCCAUGGCAUCACAAGGAGGCCUCACCCGCUACUGCUCUGCACCAGGCUCUCUCUUAACCAGCGCCGUCAAUUCAGUCAUCGGCGGCGGCAGUGGUGAGCAAGAAUUCUCAGCCGUGGGAUCGGAAUCCAUGAUGGGUCGAUUCUUCACGGCCGAUUUGUCGUCUCUAACGUCGGAAUCAAGCUGCAAAGCCAACGUCUCUCCUGAUCUCAAAGAAGCUUAUCGAGGACCAGGGAACGGAAGGGUUGGCGGCGCCACCAGCUCCUCCGCCGGUCUAGAGAAAUCCUACGGAUUGAACGAGAUAGCCCUUGGAGAUUUCGAUACGUCUAGUUUCAGAGGUGCUGGUGGUGCUGUAGGUGUCGCAGCCUCCGGUGGCGGUGGCGGUGGCGGCGGUGGCGGCGUAGGACCCUCGUCACUGACUAGGCAUAGCAGCUCUCCUGCCGGGUUCUUCAACCAUCUCUUGGUUGAUAAUAAUAACGGUUUUUCUGUUAUAAGGGGAACUGGAAGCUAUAACUCCCAAACUAAUGGACAAUUAAAGACUCAGUUGAGCUUCACAAGUAGGCAAGAUUCCCUUUCUCAGAUUUCUGAGGUCAGUGAGAACAUCGUCGGUGGUUGCAGCUCUGAUGAAGGCGCCGGAAAAGUUGGACAUUCUUAUGGCUCUAGUAGCUUCCCAGUUGGAUCAUGGGAUGAAACAAAUUCCAUCUUCUUUUCAAAUCCAUCAAAUAAACGAGCUAAAAUCGUCACCGGUGACAAUGUCAUCGGUCUUAACGGCUUAGACACUCAGUUUAGCUUAACUAGAUCAUCACUAGAGAUGUCUAAUGUAGAGAAGUACCUACAUAUGAAUCAAGAUCCUGUCAAAAUCCGUGCUAAGCGUGGUUGUGCAACUCACCCACGAAGCAUUGCCGAGAGGGAGAGGAGAACAAGAAUAAGUGAGAAAUUAAAGAAACUGCAAGAGCUUGUACCAAACAUGGACAAGCAAACAAAUACUGCAGACAUGUUGGAUUUGGCAGUGCAACAUAUCAAAUGCCUCCAGACCCAAGUGCAGAAACUCAACAAAAAUGUUGAGAAUUGCACGUGUGGAAGCAAUAAGAAAGAAAAGUAACAUUUUCUUAAAAAGAAAAGAUGGGAAAUAACUGUUCCAUUGUUGAAAACGAGUAGAAGAAGCAAGACGUAGAGCUGUUGAAGAAGGUAAAGGACUAAAAGCAAGACUAAUACCUUAACCUUACCAAGUGAAAAAGAUGGAAACCAGCUUUGCAUUUCAGAAACUUUUUUUUUUUUUUUUUUGGAGCUUGAGAGAGAGAAAGAGCAUGUAAAAGGAAUUAACGAUUUUUUUUUUUUUUUCCUUUUAAGUUAUUCUUCCAUCCUUCCCAUCUUUUCUCUUCUUUAUCAACAAGUCUGUUUUGUUUCAAGUUUAAGAGUUAUUGAUGUUAUGUUGGUUUAUUAUUCUACCAAAAAAACAAUGUUGGUUUAUUAUUUAGUGUA
Molecule: messenger RNA, 1553 nt
Organism: Macadamia integrifolia
Lineage: Eukaryota; Viridiplantae; Streptophyta; Magnoliopsida; Proteales; Proteaceae
Product: transcription factor bHLH128
Exons: 6
Coding region: 40-1173 (377 amino acids)
Biological process (GO): regulation of transcription by RNA polymerase II
Cellular component (GO): nucleus
Molecular function (GO): RNA polymerase II cis-regulatory region sequence-specific DNA binding; protein dimerization activity; DNA-binding transcription factor activity, RNA polymerase II-specific
Source: RefSeq, a predicted model, not a curated record